GUAAGCUUAAGCUUUAUGACGUCUAUGGAGGAACCGUGUCCUGCGUAGUUCAAGGAAAAGCGUUUAUAUAAAUAUAACGUUACGUGUACAGGACGUGCAGGUACAUUAGAUAAGGAAAUAAGAAAAGCCCCAUAAUAAAGGCGCGAUUGUGUCCUUCGAGCACAUCUUAUAUUCGGUGGUGUUUGGACCUAUAAACCGCUAAAAUAAACAUGAUCGUAAGCAAACUGAAUCCAGCCCUGUGUAGCAGAGCUCUCCGCUUCACUGUUGCAGUCACUGGGGUUCAAGGGCACGUCAGCAAACCAGCUCAUAGGAAUGAUCGCUAUUAUGCCACUCAAGCGGCCGAGGCAGUACUGGAUAAAGCACAGGUGGGCAGCAGUACUGCCGUGAAGGCCAAAGUUGAGAAAGACAUCAAAGCUGUGGAGUCCAAAUCUUUUGCUGUCAACAUGUUUAAGGGCCAGAUAACCACUGAACAGGUCUUCCCCUUCCCUUCAGUGAUGAAUGAGGAGCAGACUCAGUUCCUGCGGGAGCUUGUUCCUCCAGUUGCAAAAUUCUUUGAUGAGGUAAAUGACCCCAUGAAGAAUGAUGCUCUGGAGAAGGUUGAGGACCACACCAUGGAGGGACUGAAGGAGAUGGGAGCCUUUGGGCUGCAGGUGCCUGUUGAGCUGGGUGGUCUGGGCCUCACCAACACUCAGUAUGCCAGGCUUGUGGAGGUUGUAGGAAUGCACGAUCUUGGUGUUGGAAUCACGCUGGGUGCCCAUCAGUCUAUCGGCUUUAAGGGCAUAUUGCUCUUCGGUAAUCCUCAGCAGAAGGAGAAAUACCUGCCAAAACUGGCCUCAGGAGAGACAAUCGCAGCAUUCUGUCUGACAGAACCAGCCAGUGGUUCUGAUGCCGCCUCCAUCAAGACCACAGCCGUGCUCUCUGACUGUGGUACCUAUUACACCCUCAAUGGCAGCAAAAUCUGGAUCAGUAAUGGUGGGAUUUCAGAGAUCUUCACUGUGUUUGCAAAGACCCCUGUGAAGGAUGAGAAGACUGGAGAGAUGAAGGACAAGAUCACAGCCUUCAUUGUGGAGAGAAGCUUUGGAGGAGUAACACAUGGACCUCCAGAGAAGAAGAUGGGCAUUAAGGCAUCCAACACAGCCGAGGUGUAUUAUGAGAAUGUUCGCGUGCCUGUUGAGAAUGUACUGGGAGAGGUCGGAGGUGGUUUUAAGGUGGCCAUGAACAUCCUUAACAACGGACGUUUCGGCAUGGCCGCCGCUCUCUCUGGAACCAUGAAGGGAGCUAUUGCUAAAGCGGUGGAUCACGCUGCUAACAGAACUCAGUUUGGAAAUAAGAUCCACACGUAUGGUGCUAUCCAAGAGAAGAUAGCUCGCAUGGCCAUCCUGCAGUACAUCACUGAGUCAAUGGCAUACAUGGUCAGUGGAAACAUGGACAGUGGAGCUACAGAGUUCCAGAUUGAGGCUGCCAUCAGCAAGAUUUUUGCCUCUGAGGCAGCAUGGAACGUUACAGAUGAAUGCAUCCAAGUAAUGGGAGGAAUGGGCUUCAUGAAGGAUGCUGGUGUCGAGAGGAUAAUGAGGGAUCUGAGAAUCUUCAGGAUCUUUGAAGGGACCAAUGAUAUUCUGCGAUUGUUUGUGGCUCUCAAUGGCUUCCAGAAUGCAGGAAACCAUCUGAAGAAUCUACAGAAAGCUUUGAAGAACCCGCUCGGAAAUGUUGGACUGCUCACAGGGGAGAUCACCAAAAGAGCCAAGAGGAGAGCGGGUCUUGGGACAGGGCUGAGUCUGUCUGGAUCGGUUCACCCAGAGCUGGCUCAUAGUGGAGAUCUGGCGGUCAAAGCUGUAGAGCACUUUGGUGGUACUGUGGAGGAGCUUCUGCUAAAACACGGCAAAAAGAUCAUCAAUGAACAGUUUGUAUUGAAAAGAGUUGCAGACAGUGCCAUCGACCUGUACACUAUGGUCGUAGUUCUGUCCAGGGCGUCCCGUUCACUCAGUCAAGGCAUCCCGUCUGCCCAGCAUGAGAAGAUACUGUGUGAAACCUGGUGUGUGGAGGCACAUGACAGAAUCAUGCAGAACGUCAAAGAUCUUCAGUCUAGCUCCAGCAGAAAGCUCUUCAAUAACUUGAGAGAUGUCUCCACUUCCGUGGUGGAAAAUGGAGGAGUCGUGGCUCCUCAUCCUCUUGGUUUCUGAACACGCAAUACUCGCUUUUCAUUCACUUCGAGCCUGUAGUACAGUGACUAUUGCAUGAAAUCGAAGCUCUUGUCAUAAUCGUAAUGGAGAUCACUUGAACCCCUAAACAAAACUGAAGAUCGUCACGGUUUUUGGGUGAUAAUUAUGUUAGAUAACGCACUUUAAGAUCACAUUAAUCAAGGUAGAAAUGUAUUUGAACACAUCACAGCGCCGACUAUGUCCAAUACAAUACACUAUAAAUGUAUUAAUGGAGGGCAACAUUUGGUCUAAUAUUUUUACUCAUCUGUUUGUAGAUAAACUCCAUCCUCUGCGCUGUGUUUGUUGCAAAUUUAUAAAUAGUCCUGCCAUGUAUUAUUCAUUGUAUAUAAAAUAAUGCUCAAUAAGACUAGGAAUGUUGACUAACUUGUGUUGUCAGCCUACAGUAAGCAAGCUAUCUGAUAAGGCUCGUACUGUAAGCUUGCAUACCUAACACAUGUUAACACACUCUUAUCAAUCUUACCUCUUACGUUUAAGUUUAAACUGUCUCAAAAGACAUGGUAAUGGCAUAUUUAUUAUAAUGGUCAGUUGUCCAAGUACAUUUAAUGUUUUUUUUUCAGGGCAAAAAUGUUAUAACGAAUGUACUGUAUAUCCAAACAAACAUCAAUUUAAAGUACUUAUUGAGCAGCUAGAUAUUGACAAGGAUCUCAGGUUUUGUGUUAAUUCUGCCUCUUCUGCUUCACAUUCACAUAUAUACACCGUCUACACAGCUAUUGUCAUGUUUUCUUAAAUAUGCGAUUCAUAUAAAGAGUUUUAGACUUGCAUCAUUAAAUAUUAACCUGACAGAAAUGUGCAUAGACUUACUAAGAUUUAUGACUGUUUUAGUAAUACACAGAGGGUUAAACUCUCACGUGCUUCACAGAUGUGCCUGUUUUGGGAUGGCUACAAGAAAAGAGCUUUGGUUUAUUGUUAACUUUGUCAGCUGUCGGUGUACCAUCAGAUCAAUGCUGAUGGUGUGGUAAAAUCAUUUAAACAUUGUGACCUCUUUGUCCAUUCUGCACAUUUGUGUUAUGUAUAUUUUUUUCAACCUCUACUCAUUUUCUGGGGAAAAAAAGGAGCUAUACAAAAUUUAGAAUUGUAACAUAACUAUGUUAUGUGUAAAAAUGUGGCAAAAAUAAUAAAGUAUGGUUCACAUUACAAAAUG
Molecule: messenger RNA, 3360 nt
Organism: Triplophysa rosa
Lineage: Eukaryota; Metazoa; Chordata; Actinopteri; Cypriniformes; Nemacheilidae
Product: very long-chain specific acyl-CoA dehydrogenase, mitochondrial-like
Exons: 20
Coding region: 210-2180 (656 amino acids)
Molecular function (GO): flavin adenine dinucleotide binding; very-long-chain fatty acyl-CoA dehydrogenase activity; fatty-acyl-CoA binding
Source: RefSeq, a predicted model, not a curated record